GAAAUGCUGACGGAAACGCAUCGGUUGGCACUUUCCUUCCAUUUUCCAUAAAGUCAGAAGAAAAACUCUUUGUCCUUCUAGACUGUAUAAAGCGAGACGGCAAUUUAUAUCCACCGAAUCCAAUACUCGCACAGGGGUUAGAAAAAAUACCAGAAAAUUCGGUUUUUCAAAAUUUUGUUUGCUGCGCACGAUUGACUACCGCCAUUAAAUUCCUCUUCUCCACACAAUGAAUUACUGAAUUGAAUGAGCAGCAGAAACAGCAAAGGUGGGCAAGUUCUUUCGUAAAAAUGGCAGAAGCAAUUGGGAAAUCUAAUAUUGAAGCAACAGCCACAACAACAUCGACAUCAACUUCUACUAGUACUAAAUCUGGAUCUCGAUCUCUCUGGCCUUCCGUUCUUCGCUGGAUUCCAACAUCUAAUAUUCAUAUCAUUGCUGCUGAAAAGCGUCUUCUUUCCUUAGUCAAAACUCCAUAUGUUCAGGAGCAGGUUAAUAUAGGAUCAGGACCACCUGGAUCAAAAGUUGCAUGGUUUCGUUCUGCGAGCAAUGAACCUAGGUUUAUAAAUACUGUUACAUUUGAUAGUAAAGAUGACGCACCAACACUUGUUUUGGUUCAUGGGUAUGGUGCUUCUCAAGGAUUUUUCUAUCGGAAUUUCGAUGCUCUUGCGAGUUGUUUUAAGGUUAUUGCUAUUGAUCAACUUGGCUGGGGAGGAUCGAGCAGACCUGAUUUUACAUGCAGAAGCACAGAAGAAACUGAGGCCUGGUUCAUUGAUUCCUUCGAGGAAUGGCGCAGAGCUAAAAACCUCACAGACUUCAUUUUACUAGGUCAUUCUUUCGGCGGGUAUGUUGCGGCCAAAUAUGCCCUCAAGCAUCCUGAACAUGUUAAGCAUUUGAUUCUGGUGGGAUCUGCUGGAUUUUCUUCAGAAACCGAUGCAAAGUCUGAGUGGCUUACUCGAUUUAGAGCGACAUGGAAAGGAGCUGUAUUAAACCAUCUGUGGGAGUCCAACUUUACACCUCAAAAAGUAGUUCGAGGUCUAGGUCCAUGGGGCCCUAACCUGGUCAAGACAUACACAAGCAAUAGAUUCAGAAUAACUUCGCCUAGUGAUGUAAUGAAUCAAGAGGAAUCCCAAUUGCUCACAGAUUAUGUUUACCAUACUCUUGCUGCCAAAGCUAGCGGAGAGUUGUGCUUGAAGUACAUAUUUUCUUUUGGAGCUUUUGCACGGCAGCCCCUCCUUCAGAGAGCAUCGGAAUGGAAAGUGCCAACCUCCUUCAUUUAUGGUACGGAUGAUUGGAUGAGCUACACAGGAGCCCAGAAAGCUCGUGAGAAUAUGCCUGUCCCUAGUGAGAUUAUUAGGGUACCGCAGGCGGGUCACUUUGUGUUCAUAGAGAAUGUACCAGGGUUCCACUCAGCUCUCUUUUAUGCGUGCCGUAAAUUUCUAUCUCCUGACAACUACGAGGAUUUGCCCUUCCCUGACGGCCUCAUUUCUGCUUAAAGGAAAAUAACACAAAAGGAAUAGAAAACCAUUUGUCUAUAGGCCAUUCUUAUUAAAUUGAAAAAGAUUUCGAUUACGGUAUCAUUGUAUUUUCUGUGUCUCUUAGCAUCAGAAUUCUUGUGUUGUAUUUCUUUCCCUAAAUCAAUUUUCAUGUACAUAACAAUAACAAUUAUAAAAAUAAGUGUGUUCAUUUAGCUGUGGUGCCAACUAGCCUGGAACCAUGUAAUAACUGUAAACCAUAAAAAAUAUAGUAAUUUCUAGUUGGAAGGAAUAA
Molecule: messenger RNA, 1764 nt
Organism: Papaver somniferum (opium poppy)
Lineage: Eukaryota; Viridiplantae; Streptophyta; Magnoliopsida; Ranunculales; Papaveraceae
Product: 1-acylglycerol-3-phosphate O-acyltransferase-like
Exons: 9
Coding region: 288-1490 (400 amino acids)
Molecular function (GO): A2-type glycerophospholipase activity
Source: RefSeq, a predicted model, not a curated record